This is a messenger RNA of Pelobates cultripes (western spadefoot toad), 20204 nucleotides long. The record is from the annotation of a GenBank genome assembly. NCBI's taxonomy places the organism in Eukaryota, Metazoa, Chordata, Amphibia, Anura, Pelobatidae.
AUGUGCAUGCAGGAGGGCCGGACCCCUAACCGGCACCGGCCACCAGAGGAGCUUACUAUGUGGCAGAGUCUGAUGCCUUCGAUGACUCCACUAAUGGGUCUCCCCAUCACAUCAAGCGCCACUGGAAAGGUGAAGGCACUAGACUAGGUGAAGUCCUUGCCAAAUGCUGAAAGCUGACUCCAGCACUUGCCCUGACCCCAUGGAUAGACCCCUCCUCAGACGAGGACUGCAACUUGCCCCAUUCCCUUUCCAUCCUGAACAAAUGGCGUGCAGUCUGGCGACAAAUUUUGGCUCCACAUUAGUGUGGGAGAUUUUUCUGGGUGAGCCCCAGAUGGCUGAGGGUGACAGAAACUCUGCCCAAGAAUAUAUAUUGCUACUGCCCAUGAGGAUGCUGAAGUGAUCCUGGAUCCUACUAGUAAAAAGCUAUUUGACCCACGCAACAUAUGUCACCCAUGUUCCAGGGACUGGUCCGCUCCCAAAAACACCUGGCCAAUUUUGUGCACCUGUUUCUUUGCAAGCCUCUAGAUAAAGAUGUCCAUUGCCACUUGCAGUGAGAAUGUCCAUGCCCUUCCCUCCCAGGCAGUGUGGCUCAGACACCUGAGUUCUGAUCAUAUGAUGAUGACCUUCAUGACAAGGGGUAAAUGUAACCCUGCAAGGGAGUAGAGAGAGGAUUCAGAGGCGCCCAAAACAAAUUGCUGGACUCUAUUGGCCCCCUCUCAAGGAUAAAAUAUCUGGCAGAUGACACGUUCUUGAAGGCCGACUCCUUUGAUGCCAACAUCAUCCAUAAAUGGUCUCAUGAUAUCCAUAAAUGGGCACAGAGAUGUUUCUGUUUUAUCAGAAACACCAAUGUUUACCUCUCCUCUGAGAGGUGCAAAGCAGCAAUCCUCCGUAUUGAUGGAAAGUUGGCGGAUCUGGGUGCCAAUGAAUUGGGACCCUGGGCACAUUGCACGCUCUUCGAUGAGGAAGCUUACAAACCCCCCAUCAGACUCCUAACCUUGCUACUACAACCUUUUUUACCUGGAAGUGGAUGGGAGACAACCCUUCUGGUACUCCAGGCGAUCAGACGGAGGACAGGGAAUGCGGAGAUGCUCUAGAUCCUGUUUUUCCUCAGGUAAGCAUCCCUAUGGUUUCACCGACUUUGCUUUCUACAGCGCCCACAUGAGAUACCGUCACUUCAAGAUGGAAGCCAUUCAAACGUAUUAAGGGACCUUCUUCAUUUGGGAGCUGGUUUGUGAGUCUGAAACUGAAAGACAUAUGCCUGUCGGUCCCCCGAUCUACCCCUCUUGCAGACAGUAUGUACGUCUCCUGUGGCAUGGUCAACCUUGGUGCUUUAUGAAACUACGGAAACCGGUGACUGCUCACAUACAGGCCAAGGGGAUCCGGUACCUUAUUUACCUGGAUAAUAUCUUUCUGUUCGGUUCCCAGAGGUCAAGACUACAUCAACACUACAUCAACACACAUCAACACAUGUCAACACACUAUGAUUCUCGUGAUCCUGCUGGAAUUGUUCGGUUUUAUAGUAAAUCAACAGAAGUCUCAGAUGGCCCCUUCUUGAUGGUCAAAUUCUAAGGAUUCGAAAUUGACUCCGCAUCAUGAACCAUGAAGCUACCCACUUCAAAGGUCUCCACUAUCCAAAAAUAAAUUUGCUAGGUCCCCCGGAUCGUGGGCGAUUGUCCUCCACCCAGGCUAUCUUUCCGGGCCUUUAAUGACAGAUAUAAAAAUGAGUUAAGUGGAGCAAAAGUAGAAAAAAUAUGUGAGAUGGGUAGAGAGGAAUAGGGAACCUAUUACAUGCCUGAUGGUUAAUGAUCCAUUUUUUAACUAUGAUUAUUUAUUGAUACAGUUUAGAGUAUGCAUAUUGACUGUAUAUUACUGCCAGACUAGUUUUGAAAUGUUAAGCAAGUUCUCAUAACAGCUGGUAAUUAAAACUGUAAAGCCCUUAUAAGAAGCAAGCCACAAGUCAGCUCAAUAUCCAUUGAUAAAGCUGUAGGAGCGGAGAAACGCGUUUGGAAGCUGACACCUUACCAUUCUUAUCCAGGACCUUUACGCAGCAGCACAUCAAUCUUCACAGCCAUCCAGUAACCUCAAAUAGCUUGAAAACCACUCGGGAUGCCGAGAAUACUUAUCCACAGGAUUUUUUUGUUUUAUUCUUCAACGAACAACAGACUAACCAUGUACUAGAUACAUAUUGUAACUAUGUACUCCUUCUGUAUUUUGUAACUGACAAGACUGCAAGCAUUAGUUUUAUUUCAUUAUAUUUGUUUAUUAUAUUUGUCAUCUUUUUUAAUGAAGUAUUGUAUUUUUAACUAUACUGGAUCAGUAUCUUUAUAGUUAUAAGGUUACGUACUUUAUUAAGCGCUUAUACAAAUCUGCAUAUUGGUGAAAGAAUGUGCAUAAUAGCUGUGAAUACAUAAGGCUGGAUGUAAGGAUCAUUUUAUACAAUACACUGCAUUAGAUAAUUCUUCUAUAUAUUUAGAUAUUUUUAUAACUUAAAAUGUAUCUUUUAUUUUUUACAAAUUUUUAUCUGUUGUACUUUUACUCAUAAAUUGUAUUUUUGAAAUUUUUUUAUUUUUUUCAAUGUUUGAACACUUUUACUCAUAAAUUUUUUAUUGGAUUAUUGUAUUAUCCAUGAGGCAGAGUCAUCACAUGAUGGAGAGAGCACUUCAGUCAGGUUUGCUCGAGCGAAACCCACCAACGACCAACCUGUUCCUGUGACAGACGAGAUGUGAGGUGGACUCCAAUGGUGGUUGGACAGCAUGCUGGCCUGGACCGGCCACACCAUUUUUGGUGACCAACCGGAGUUGGUUGCCAGCCUGUGGGCCUAUGGGUGCAACUUGCAAGAGUGCACCCUCGGAAGGCAUGUGCUCAACUCAGGAACUCUCCUUUCAAAUGCACUGCCUGGAACUCUUGGUGAAGGGGUAAUCCAUUUGUUGCAUCCUACUCCGGAUGGUCAAAGUGUCGGCAGCCCGGUAUAUCAAUCGCCUGGGCAGCGCCCGCUCCUGCCUCUUAUUAGACAUCAUGAAGAUCACCUUUGAUUUCUACCUACCUUGCAGUAUCUCCCUGAGGGCCGAAUAUCUCCCGACACCACAAAUUGGUUCUCCCACCUUUGAAGGGAAGGCAGCAACUGGAUGCAGGAUCCUCAGGUGUUCUCCACCAUAUCAUCUCUAAGGGGCCCAUUUUACCUAGACCUGUUUGCGUCCUGCAACAACCACCAGACUUCAGCGUUCUUCAGUUGGCUACCAGAUCUGGAGUGCAUGAUGGUGAAUGCAUUCCUGCAGGCUGGGCCUCCUCAAGGGGCUUACGCUUUUUCCGCUUCUAAUUAUUGCGAGAUUUCUCCAUCGCCUCCAUGUUCACCAAGUAACACUGACCUUGGUCACCCUGCUGUGGCGGAUCCAACCUUGGUUCCCGGACUUUCGGGGACUGUCCUGCGUUGUGAUUGGCUCAGAACAACACUUGGUCUGCAAAGCAGACUGGAAUAAAGGUAAGAUAUUACUAAAUUUACGAGGGCAAGGGGUGCGGGGGGUUUAGAUAGUGGUUUUAACACUAUAAGGUCAGGAAUACAUGUUUGUGUUCCUGACCUUAUAUUGUUACUUUAAGGAAAAAUAGCUAUGCUUCCAGUUCAGCUACUUUCAGCUAACAUUUGAAAUUCACUUUGAAGUCUCACUUUAGUGAAAAACCCUGUUAAUGUGAAAGUUGCAUUGCUCUGUACUAAUGUGAAACAAAUGGAAUCUCUUGAAGUGAAAAUAUGAGAAUAAGCACAAGUGAUUUGCUGAAAAGAACAUGUUUCUUAGAUAUGUUAUCACUCAGUAAUGGAUGCCUUAAUUUAAGUGGUGUGAAUAGAAGUGUGGUCAGAGGUGUGGCUGCUCACAGAUAUUUUAGGUAACUUACUAAUAAUUUAAGCAACUACAAUUUUAUCACAUGACAGGAGGCUUCGUAUUUUGCAUAAUCUUUCUUUACUAACUCCAUAGCAGCAAAGAAAAGAGUGACAUAACUGAGAACCAAUCACAAUGCGGUAUAGAGUAUAAGAGGUGUAACGUAUGACAUCAUUUCCUCUUUCUUUGCUGCUCCAUCACAAGAUAAGUACAGACUUGGUUUUCCUCUCUGUCCUUACACUAUUUGUCAUCUAUAUCUAAGAACUAUUGUCUAAAUAUUUCUAUUACUAUUACAUUUAUUCAUUAUGUUAUUUUAAGUGCUUCUGUAUUGUUACCUUUGGGGGCUCUUCCCCCCCACCCCUCUGGCUCUGGGACCUUUUCCACUGCUUUUAUUUGGCAUACCCCUUUCAGGGAGUCUUAACGGCAUUUUCGCCGUUUUCACCUAUACUUCCUAGUGUCAGUUAAAUUUGCGGGUUCUUUCCCGCCUUAUCGUCAUUCGCACGUUUUUUCGCGAACGGCACUUCUGUUCGCAUAGACUUGUUCCCUUUGACGAACGCCUAGCGUUCGGCAAUUCCCGCGAACGUCUCAUAUUAGGCGCUUGCAUUCGUGCGUAUUAGCCGAACGCUUCCGUUCGGCUGAUUCGUACGCACUAACGCCCGCCGUUCGGGUAAUUUUUGCCGCUCAAAAAUCUAGGGGAGGUACUAAAACCUCCCAUUUCCUACUACUUUCAGUCCGGCGGACAUUUUAAAUGGCUACUACUAUCCUGCUUACUACUCCAGCCUAUUAUUACUGCCAGAAUACUCUGGAAUACUCUUUGAACUCUGCAGCCUUAUCAGCUCACUGUGGGACCAGUAUCAGGUUAGUGCUUUGCACUUGGGGUCGGUUUCAGCCAGUGGGAAUACCCUUAUUCUGGCAGGGGUGAGCCCCCUUUUAUGUGCUGCUGAAAGGACCUGUUUAUGCAGGAUUCCAAAUUCCUGGGUGAGCCCCAGUGACAGCCCUCGCUUGACCUACCAGUCGCAUAGCGCUUUCAGGUUAACCACUACCUAUUAUACACCACCCCCUGGUCCCCAGGCCUCCCCAUUUUGUGCCACAAGUACCACAAGUGCCCUCACGCAUAUUCACCGGGUGAGCCCCGGGUGUGAUUAACAACAUGGAAGAAUCCCAAAAUCCCUCAGAUCUCCAGGCCAUGAUUGCAGCAGCGGUUGCUGCAUCCAUGGAAAAAGCUUUGGCUAAGUCGUUCCAAUUGGAACAGGACGCAUCUAAGCCCAUUCCCAAAUGGGCUCAUUAUGGGGCGGAUUCGGAAGACUCCGAUUCCUCCAGGGAACGCUCCCACCCCCCUAAGCGCCAUUGGAAAGGCGAGGCUAUGGGACCACGUAAAUCCAAAGGAAAGGCCCCUGCUAAACGCAGACGAGACACAAGCAAAUCAUCCCAAAAACCCGCUCAGGUUUCCUCUGGGGAAGAGGACGCAGGUCCAUCACACGCGUUAGCCGUGGUUGACGAAUGGCAGGCGGCAGCCUCCGACCAGGAGGAAUCCGACUACUCCGCUGCCAAAUCGGACCCUUACUUUAUAGGGGAACAGACCCUGGGUGAGCCCCAGGACUCCGGGACCACAUCCCUAGACACCCCACAAGAGGGUUCAGAAAUAUUUUUGGACAACUCUGGCCUCCGAAUGUUCGAUCCUAGGACACCACCCGAACACUUGACCAGAUUCAUGCACUUCUGGCUCCGGAAGUCUCUGGACAAAGAAGUGAGAAAGCGUAUGAGAUCUGAAUGUCCUCGCCCGAGCCUACCAGAUAAGGUAGCACACACCCCCGAAUUCGACCCGCUCAUGACCACAUUCAUGUCCCACGGGGGUCGGGACCCACGCAAGGGUGUGGAACGUGGUUUCAAGGGAGCUCAGGACAAACUAUUAGAUGCCAUCGGGCCUUUGGCGAGGAUCAUGGAUAUGGCAGAUGAUGCCUAUGAAAGGGCUGAUGACUUCUCCCCAGAUAUGGUGCGUGAGUGGGCACGAGAUACCCGAGAGUGGGCACAAAGGUGCUUCUGUUUCCUCGGGAACACUAAUGUGGCACUCUCUUCGGAGAGGCGCCGAGCAGCACUUUUCAGAAUCGAUGACAAGCUUGUCGAACUGGGGGAUAAAGAAUUAGGCCCUUUGGCACAGGGCAAAUUGUUUGGCGAGGCCUUCCUUACUGAGCUUAAUAAGAGGGUCAACAUAUUCACUUCCCUCAAUAAGGCACAAACAUCAAUGCGGAAAGUGUUCCGCGGCCACAACACCCGUGGUGUUUUUGGGAGGGCUGGUCGGCAGAGGGGCCGUGCCACCAGCCGCUUCUGGCCAUCCGGCCCCCGCACAACCAGGUCGCAACCAUUCUACACAGAUCCAUCUGCACGCCAUCAAUUCCAUCAGUUCAGGGGAUCGGAACGUGGCCGUGGCAGCCGAGGACGCUCCCGAGCGAGAUUCUCCAAUGGUAAGUUACCAUUCUAUACUACCUCUAACCCCUUGCCAUAUCGCAGGUCGUAUUUCUCUUUUCUUCCAGAAUUGGGCAGACCUCUCCUCCGACACAUGGAUACUUCGGACGGUGCGGGGCUAUCAAAUAGAGUUCGAGACAAGGCCACUCCAACAGGCACCACCUCGCCCGAUUCAGUUUUCACGGGCAGACGCUUCUUUGAUAGACAUGGAACUUCAGGACUUACACUCCAAGGGUGCCAUCCAACCAGCUCCGGACUCAACCGGGUUCUACAGCAAUAUCUUCCUAGUCAGGAAGAAAACUGGGGAAUUCCAUCCCGUCAUCAACCUCAAGGAGCUCAAUUCCUAUGUGGUGUACCGCCACUUCAAAAUGGAGGGUAUCCAUCUUCUCCGGGACCUACUGCGAGACAACGAUUGGUUCACGCGUCUAGACCUAAAGGACGCAUACCUUACCAUACCGGUGCACGAAAGGAGCCGCUCAUAUCUCCGCUUCUACUGGCACGGGACACCUUGGCAAUUCACCUGUCUCCCGUUCGGCCUCAGUUCGGCCCCAUGGUGUUUCACCAAAAUGAUGAAGCCGGUAAUGGCGAGACUAAGGGCCCAAGGCAUAAGAUGCAUCGUCUACCUUGACGACAUCUUGAUAUUCGACGAGGAUGCAAGGACCCUAAAGAGACAUACAGACUAUGCCGUACACCUCCUCGACUCACUGGGUUUCGUUAUCAAUGGCCCCAAGUCAUCACUGACUCCUGCUCAGUCGAUCGAAUUCCUUGGGUUCGAGAUAGACUCAAUAUCGUGCACGCUACGCCUCCCGGCCGCAAAAAUUGCCACCAUCCGCUGAGAAAUUCAGAAGGUACUUCGACUGACAUCCAUACCUUUACGUCUACUAGCACGAAUCGUGGGCCUUCUCUCGUCAUCCAUCCAGGCCAUCUUUCCUGGACCCCUGCAUUACAGAGCCAUGCAACGCCUCAAGACAAAGUUCCUUCGCAAAGACCCAACAUACGACCAGCCGGUCCCCAUGUCGGACGAGGUUCGGGAGGAACUGCACUGGUGGCUGAACUGCAUGCAGGCUUGGAAUGGCCGGGCGAUAUUCGGAAACCAACCAGACUUCAUAUUGGAGUCAGACGCCAGCCGCUCAGGUUGGGGAGCAACAGACGGCACCUCCUCCACGGGGGGAGUGUGGACUCCCCAAGAACUUUCGAUGCACAUCAACUGUCUGGAGCUCCUGGCGGGAUCGUUCGCCAUUCGCAGUCUGGCAAAAGAACGAUCCAACUGCUGCAUCCUUCUCCGGAUGGACAACGUCUCGGCGGUAAGAUACAUCAACCGACUCGGAGGCACCCGCUCCCAAGCAUUAGUAGAACUCACGAAGGAAAUCUUCGAUUAUUGUCUGCCUCGCAACAUCACGCUAUUAGCGGAACACUUACCAGGAGAGACCAACACGACAGCAGAUUGGUACUCACGCCACUGGAGGGACGCCAGCGACUGGCAACUAGACCCUCACGUUUUCACGAUGCUAGAUGCACAGAGGGGCCCCUUCUCCCUGGACUUAUUCACCUCCCGCAACAACCGUCAGACGAAGGACUUCUUCAGUUGGCUCCCAGAUCCGGAGAGUCUAGCAACCGACGCGUUUCUGCAACAAUGGCCACAACACGGGGCUUACUCCUUCCCUCCAUUCUCAAUGAUUACGAGGGUUCUCCACCGAAUCCGCAGGCAGAGGGUGAUACUGACCCUCAUCACACCUCUAUGGCAAAGCCAACCAUGGUUCCCGGAUCUUCUGGAACUUUCGAACAAGGAUCCCCUCCUCCUACCAGAUACUCCAUCCAUUCUCAGGAACCCGAUGGGACUACCCCAUCCGCUGGUCCAGGAAGGCCGACUGCCCCUGGUGGCUUGGACUCUUUCAGGGGUUCCUGGCGAACCGAGGAUUUAUCGCAGGAAACUCCUAUGGGACUCAUGGGCGCCAGGAACAAGGAGGUGCUACUUAUCAGCAUGGCACUGCUGGACUACUUGGUGUCUGGGACGGGAUCUCAAUCCCUUUACGGCACCUAUUCCAUCCAUCAUGAAUUUCCUCACCUCUCUGUUCACAACCGGGAAGUCAUACCGGUCCAUUAACGUGAUACGUUCAGCCAUCUCAGCGGCUCAUACGCCGACUCAAGGGACACCAGUGGGCCAGAACCCACUCAUCUGUAGACUCCUCCGUGGCAUGCGCCUUCGGCGCCCCCCGGAACCCAAAUACUCGAGACUCUGGGACGUUGGCAUAGUCUUACAGUUUUUACGGGACUGGCCCCCUAAUGAGAACUUAUCACUCCGCCAGCUUACGGCAAAGUUCACCUUCCUACUCUGCCUAGUUUCCUUUCGUCGGGUGUCCGAUGUACGCGCUUUCGAUGCCGACGCAUUUACCUUCUGCCCAGCGGGAGUAACCUUCCAGAUCUCUAGACGCACGAAAUCUGACUCUUCCUCUGUUUUUUACCCCUUUUUUCCCUCAGACCCACAACUCUGUGUGGUCUCUACUCUUCGUCGAUACGUGGAAGCCACCGCGACGUUGCGGCCUACUUCUAAUCGCCAACUUCUCAUCUCUUACGUCCGCCCCUACGCUCCAGUCUCGGUUACUACGUUGGCCAGAUGGGUUAGAUGGCUAUUAGCCCUCGCCGGGAUAGACCAGGCUUUUGGUGCACACUCAGUCCGAGGGGCCGCGGCCUCUUCUGCCUACGCGGCGGGGGCCUCCCUUCCAGAUAUUUUACGAGCGGCGGACUGGACCAGAGAAUCCACCUUUAGGAUGUUCUAUUUCCGUCCUCCAUCUAAUCCAGCUUUUGCUCUACUUACUCAGCGUUGAAAUUGCAAAAUACGAAGCCUCCUGUCAUGUGAUAAAAUUGAAGAUUAUGCUAGCUUCAGUGUACAGAUAAUCUUAAUUUUAAUAAUGACAGGAGGCAAGUAUUUUCCCACCCUGCUCUCUUUCGCUCUUCCCCACCUCUGCCUUCAUGUAUAUUUCUAUCUCUUUAUUCACAUGUUAUUUGUGCUAAAUGCCUAAGUUGUUUUCUUACAAUUAAUACAGAUAUUUCAUAUGGGUGGGAUGGCUUAGGUAGCAUCAAUAGAUGGGAGGAAUGUAUUCGCUCUAUUGCAGUAUGAUGGUUACUUAAUCAUAAGGGAUAGACAUCUCGUUGUUUUACACAACCAUCUCCGGAAUCUAAUACCCUUUUACAUUCUCGUUUCAGUUUAACCAGAUGAAUCAGGACACUGAAGACUUCCUUCAAGAUAUCAUCAUCGUCUUGUCAUGGAAGAUCGUCACUUGACAUCAAGAACUCUUCCCUGUCAAGAAUUCUUCAUACGUUUAUGUUCUAUUUUCAUGUUAUACGUUAUCUUUAUUGUUUCUGCAUUGUGAUCUUGUGAUGUCGCAUGCUUUAAAGAGGAAAUGAUGUCAUACGUUACACCUCUUAUACUCUAUACCGCAUUGUGAUUGGUUCUCAGUUAUGUCACUCUUUUCUUUGCUGCUAUGGAGUUAGUAAAGAAAGAUUAUGCAAAAUACUUGCCUCCUGUCAUUAUUAAAAUUAAGAUUAUCUGUACACUGAAGCUAGCAUAAUCUUCAAUUUUAUUUAGAACAGAACCAUGUGUGUUAUUUACCCAGAAUGAUUUCUAAACACAUUAAUUGUAGUUUAAAGACAUAUUACUGGGAGUAUUGUUGCAGUGGAUAGCCUCAAGGAAAUACGGAAAAUCGUCAGACCUACAACCGAUGUUAACAGAAGAUGAGACUCUGAAAAACAUUUUCUCUAAAACACCCAUUUUGGCCUUCAGACAACCACCAAACCUCCAACAAAAAUGAAUCAACAGGAAGCUGCCCACUGAUGGUAAGAAUGAAGAAAAUGGGACCAGUCAAUGCAAAAAACCUUGCUGCAAACUGUGUCAGCACAUAUGCACAGACAACACAGCCACACACAACAAUAAAACCUACAGCAUUAAAGGUUCAUACUCCUGCACAUCCAGCAAUGUGGUAUAUACGAUUCAAUGUACCAAAUGUUACAUUGGGGAAACCACCCAGCCAUUAAAUGGCAGAAUUAAUAAGCAUAGACACUCCAUUAAACACCACAAAGAAGAAUAACACUGCACUCCUGUGGGACACCACUUUACACAGUCUGGCCACUCAAUAUAUGGAAUAAAUAAGUUAAUAUGUUUAAAUAUAUCUGGGUAUUUAUAAAGCCUUGCUUCCCAGAUCUUAAUACAUGCUUCCAUUUUAUUAUUUAGGGCAGUCAUCAUUUUUUCUAUUGUAUACACAUAGUGCACUUUUUGAAAUAUAUGGUCAAUUGCUGGAGCUAGUCCCUUCCAAGCCUGUGCUACACAGCCAAGCAGCAAUAUUUAUUUUAUUUAUCUAUUUAAGAGAUGGUUUUGGAAGUCACCUUGAAAUGCCAUAUAAUUAAUAAGACCUGGGCUAUUAGCAAAAAAUAACAAUCAUGGAUGGCAUAGACAGCCAUGUACAGUGUAUUCUAUUCAAUCCCUGCAAGUCCUGUUAUGGGAAAAUUCAAAUAUUACAAGUUUUAGAAUGCAAAGUUGUAUUUUUAAACAGUGUACAUUGUCUUUAAGAUAUUGCAAACUGACAAGGUGUUAGAAAUGGAACAUAUUGUUUUUCAUACAUAUUUCUUUAAUAAAUAACUUCUUUCCUACUUUUGGUGCAUAAUAUGCUGCGUAGUUCUAACUUACGCCAUUUUGUCUUAGCUUAAUACAAUAACAAUUAAUGCAUAAACAAACUUCAAGGCUAUGCUACGCAAAAGCAAUAACCUCUUACCUGCUUUCAGUGCAUAAUAUGCUGCGUAGUUCUAACUUACACCAUUUUGUCUUAGCUUUGUCUCCCAUGACAUGUGCACCCUUACGUUUUAGUUAUGACAUUGUUUCUUUGCCAAGUUAAGGGAGGUCCUAAAAUGAACAUCUAAGGUAUAAAUAUGUACCUUUUCAAUGUUAGCACACGGGAGAGAUUUGGAGAAACGCUGCUCCAUCUUAUAAUGACUGAGAGAUGCUGACAUGUUGACAUGUUUAGGAGGGUAUGUUAUUCUAUUUUAAUGACAUUGCAAGCAUAUACGUUAAUCGUAUAAACUCUGCUAUAAAUUAUUGUAAUGGAUUGUAUAUGUCUAUAUUUAUAUUUUUAUAUAAUAAAUAUCUAAAAGACAAAACUUUAUUGCUUCCAAGACAAUCGUUAUGUUAUAUUGUAUUUUCAAUUAUUUAUAUAUUUUAAAUUGAGAAUCUCUCACUAACAAUAUAAUAUUUUAGCUAAGAUAACUGUAUGGUUAGCCCUACUAAGUUCUAUGCUUUAAGACGUUAUAGUGGUAAAUAGGGGAAACCGGCUGCGGUUACACCCCCUCACUCUGUGAUCUUCACACAAUAUAUUUACUACCCUCUACGAGAAUCAUGUUUAUUUUCUAUCAAACCUGUGUCUUAUCUGCACUCAGGUCGCUUUAACCCCUGUAUCAUAGCUCAACUUUGAAUUCUAUGUUUUGUCUUUGCUCAGAAAUGCUGUAGACUUGCAAAAGGGAGGCUCUUUCGAAAGCUUGUCAUUACAAAAUUCUGUUAGUCCAAUAAAAAAGGUAUUGCAAGAUACAAAUGUUAUCUGUUUUUUACAAUAAAUAUUCUGGUAUAUACCUAUCGAUUUACAGUCCUCUAACAUCUAAUAAUUGUAAGCUGAUUACAUUUGUAUUGCUACAAAUCUUGUGUUUAAUUAACCCAGCCGUGGAUCAGUGGUGGAGGGGAACCCAACAGCAAACACCCGCUUCAGAAAAGGGUAUUUUUGACUAGCUAUCAGCAGGGACUGGCUGGAAGGCUAUCGGCCACUUUUUCCCAAAUGCCUACAAUUAAUUUGCUAAACAAGAACUUUUCUGGAAUUUACAUCAUUGCAUAAAACAUUGACAUUGACCUUGACAUGCUCAAUUUUUAUUUAAAUAUGACUUUUUAGCAAAUUAUAUCAUAGCCCAGUUCAGACAAGGGACAGCUUGGCAAACAUUGCAAAUGAACCAAAGACAUAGAAACAUUGUUCAUUUUUUUCCCUCUUCUCUGUGUGUUUUCUCUAUUCUGACUGUGAGAUGCAAAGGACCAAGCUUAUAACAAUGGCUGACAGGGAGCUAAGAUGGAGGCGCCCAGUUACAUUAUAAGGAGGUGUGAAUUUCUACAUUAAAUUUUAUUUUUUAAACCUCAUAAAAACAUAUUUGUUAAAUACAGGGGGUAAGUAAACAUAAUAUUAAAAAUUUACACUUGCAGUAAUAUUCCCAAGGCACUUCCAUUACUUAUACAGCAGUUAUUUAAUGAUUUUUUUUUUGGCAAGAAAACCAGGCAGAAAUGUCAGAGAAUAUCUGCAAAGAAGAAAAACUCCUGUAUAAAUGAAAUUAAUGUAAAACUGACCUACCUCGUAUCCUAAUUUCCAAGUUUCAGAUUGCAAUGUUCAUUGUUAUCCAUGCAGGGUUUAGUGUCUGUACAGAAAACACAUACAUGCAUGUACUUUCACACAAUUACAUUUAUGAGAAAUAUUAAAUCAUUCGGACUUCAUACUUCCUUUCAUGCGAAUCCCUGCAGCCUCUGUGCCAGGUAUUAAUGGUCACAUUUUUAUAUUGAGCUAAACCCUCUUGCUGAUGUAAACUAAGAGCAACUAAAGUUAUACUAUUAAUAAUUACAUUUUCUGUUUUCUUUUCCCCAGCGAUGGCUGUAAGGGACUCAGGGACAGACGCACAUACACAGUCCGUGAGGUAACAUAAUUAAAUAUUUAACAAUGUGACCGUAGAUUCCCAUUGAGAAAUGAUCAUUUAUUCUACAAAGACACAUGCUUAAACCGGUAAUGAGCAAUUUACUGCCCUGAUAACAAGGAAUGAGGCUGGAAUAGGAGCUGGACUGAUGUGAUGUCUAUAUAUUGGGCUUAUCUGUGUUGUGGGGUGUGGAGGCACACCAGUGAUUAUAGUGCCAUUAUUGCCCUGGAGCCAGGGCCAGCCUUAGGCCAUUAGGCAACUUGUGCAAAAAAUCUUCACAGCGCCCCACCCGGUCAUACCCCUUCAUCCAUGUAUAGUGUGUGUGUGUGUAGGGCUGCAGUGUUUCUCACACACACAAAGCUGCAGGUAGUCUAACAUGCACAGUUACAAUCACACAUAGUUACAGGAAGACAGUCACACAUAUACACGCAUUUACAGGCAGUUACUUCUUUCCAUUAUGGGCUACAGUGAGGAGUGGAAGCACUGCAGUUCCUGGUAGUUGGGGAAGCAGAGGCUCAUUCUUUCAUCCCACUUACAGAAGUUACAGUCAGCUGGUGCUCUUAGCAUGGCCCCCGCUGUCUUUUUAGCUCUGCCUCUCAUAAAGUUCUCCUACCGCUAGUGAAGCUCUACCCCCACAUCCCUGUUAGGUUCUUUGAUAGUCCCGGGUGAAGAAUAAUUUGGGUGGCCAGACCUGUCACCUGGGGCAUGUGCAAGCUUUGUUGACAGCAUGACGCCUCUGCUGGCAUGGCACCUGAUGCGGCUGCACUGCUCACACACCCCUAAGGGUCAAAUUGUUUUAUGCAAAUACUGAUAAAACACUCCCCAUACCUGCCCACUAACAAGAAUAGGUCAUCCUCAAAAAUCCAGCAACCAAGCAAGAAGGAGAUUAUCAAACUUAUCUGUUUAACAACGUCAACUCGAUCCCCUUCACAUGUAGUGUGGGCCAAAUGCACGAUUCAGCCACACGGCCCAUAUACAUGUGAUGGUAAAUACUAAAAUACUUAUCUAUUCGAUGCUGUUGAUUCGCUUCUCCUCUCAGAUCGCAUAGACUGACUGCUCUGCUCGGCCAUGAGGUCACACUGGCCAUAGAAUUUUGGAUGCUGCCCUUUUGAAUGAGACAUCCUUAUACAUAAUGAAUUUGAAAACAUCACAUCUUACCUUAAAGUGUCCACGUCAACUAGAUGAUCACCCUGUUUUGAUUCUUUUGGAGUCGCAGAGAUGACAUGGUCUAUAUAAUGCUUGUUUUGGUCCUUAUUCAGUGGUCGAUCAUGGUUUCUAACUUGCUUGCUUGCUUAUUGACUUUGUACUUCUGAAAUCCUGAUCCAGCCUGUUUAUUCUUAUAUCCAACCUUUUAUAAUUCUCACCUUGGCUAUUUCUGACUUUGUCUCUAUCUAUAUAUAAUAUUAAGUCCAGUCACUGUGAGGCCCAAUAAUAUGUUUAUUAUUGAAACUCCAUUCGUGGGUUUCCCAUUUCCUGUGAGUUAGGGUAAUCACUCUGACAGAGACUUGUGGGAAAACCAAGGGGAGGUCAGUUGCUGAGACUGUGCACCAGUUAUCAAAUUCAAGAGCUCUGAAUCAAACUGGCCUUCAAGAGAGGUUGGCAAGAAAGAAUCUAUUACUCAAAACCAGAGAAAUGGAGGUUGCUAAAAAGCAAGAGACUGACUUGACAAUGUGUGAUGCAAAUGAAACACUGUCCAUACCUCAACAAACACUAUCCUUACAAUGAAGUAUGGGGGUGGCAGCAUCAUGAUGUGGGACUUAGGAAUCAUGUGAGAGUUGAAGGUAGAAUGGAUUCAGGAGGGUAUUAGUGCAGGAACACCUUUCUGAUGAUGCUCGGAAGAAAGUUCACCUUCAGUAAUGACCCCAAGCACAGACAAACAGUCGCUGUAAGUAGAACAAGAACAAAUAUAUGAAUAUUCUAUAAUGGCUCAGUCAAAGUCCUGACCUCAGUCCUAUUGAGAAUCUGUGGCACUAAUUGGGAAUUGCAGAAUACAUACCGGAGGUGAUUGUCCCAUUAGACAGAGAUGGCACCUAUAUACAUACUUUUUAAAUUUUUGUGGUUAAAAAUAAAUUUUAAAAAUUUAGUACUGUAAUUGCAUCUUAUAAAAAAAUACAAAUUAAACGUUUAGAUUAAACUUGAUAAGACUGUCCCUUUAAGAAGUAUUUACAUAAAUUAGUAUCCCAUUAAACUCAUUCACUAAGCGCUCCACCCUAACAACUUACAAAUUUUAGAUUUUUACAGUAAUUUAAAGGAUAACUUGACUGUAUCUGAGUAGCUAAUUAAAAGUAUUAAAAUGUUUUCUUACCACUAGAAUUAUAACACUUUUUAGUCACAGAAAAGGCGAGCUGGCGAGUGGAGAUAUCUAGCAGGUGCCUUGGCCAGUGCCCUCUAUAUUCAUGUCUGAAUUCUAUGCCUGAUAGCACAGCUACAGGAACAGUUACAGAAGGUGUACAACUCAGUGCUGCCCCAGCACCUCCAGUGUCGUACUUCCUGAGUAAGUUCACCACAAUGGAGAUGCUGAAAAUUCCCCAAAGAGAUGCAUUGAUUCUAUGCAUCUCUAUGAGGAGAUGCUGUGUGACGCAGCACAACGUGUGUGCAGCGCAUGUGCAAUAGCCUCAACCAUUGGAUUGUCUGAGAUCAUAACCGCACAGUGCUGGAAUAAAUGUGAACUUUAAUCUGUUUUAACGGGGCCAAUGAGGGAGUCGGCCACCUGAAUGGUGUUUUAAUACUGUGGUGUGAGAAAUACAAGUUUGAAUUCCGGAGACUGUAGUGUUUCUUAAACAUUAAACCACCAUGUAUUUACACAGAUGCAUUAACUCACUAUACUCACAGAUUCAAACAUAAUACAUUACAAGUAAAAAUAUGCACAUACAGUUGUGCUCAAAAGUUUGCAUACCCUGGCAGAAAUUAUGAAAUUUUGGCAUUGAUUUAGAAAAUAUGACUGCUCAUGCAAAAACGUAUUUUAUUGAAGGAUAGUUAUGAUAUGAAGCCAUUUAUUAUCACAUAGUUGUUUUGCUACUUUUUAAAUCAUAAUAAUAACAAAAAUCACCCAAAUGGCCUUGAUCAAACGUUUACAUACCCUAGAAUGUUUGGCCUUGUUACAGACACACAAGAUGACACACACAGGUUAAAAUGGCAAUUAAAGGUUAAUUACCCACACCUGUGGCUUUUUUAAAUUUCCAUUAGCUUCUGUGUAUAAAUAGUCAAUGGGAACUCAGAAGACAUACAAGACGGUGUGGCUGUUUCAAGGAGCACAAUACUUAAACAGAAAUGAGCUGCCUGGUGGAGUUGCCAGAAAGAAGCCUUUACUGCGUCAAGGCCACAAAAAAGCCUGGUUACAAUAUGCUCGACAACACCUUAACACACCUCACAGCUUCUGGUACACUGUGGAGUGACAAGACCAAAAUAGGGGGGGGAGCUCUAAAGGCACAGGAAAUCUUAUGAAAAAAGAUUAUCAGAACAUACCAUUCUACGGCCUUUAACACUAAACAAUCUACUAAAUCUAACCUUAAAGGGACACCAUAGUCACCAGAACACCUACACCUACUUUAUCAGAGACAAUUUGCAUUCCUCUGCAUGACCUGGAGGCAUUUUGACAAGAGGAAUGACCAGCGAUACCAACUGCAAGAAUUAGGGGCCUCACAGAACUAUUACAAUAGACUGCACACUGUCAUGGAUGCUAAAGAGGGCAAUACACACUAUUAAAGGAACCCUAUAGUCACCUAAAUUACUUUAGCUAAAUAAAGCAGUUUUAGUGUAUAGAUCAUGCCCCUGCAAUUUCACUGCUCAAUUCACUGUCAUUUAGGAGUUAAAUCACUUUGUUUAUGUUUAUGCAGCCCUACCCACAUCUCCCCUGGCUAUGAUUGACAGAGCCUGCAUGAAAAAAAAAAAACUGGUUUCACUUUCAAACAGAUGUAAUUUACCUUAAAUAAUUGUAUCUCAAUCUCUAAAUUGAACUUUAAUCACAUACAGGAGGCUCUUGCAGGGUCUAGCAAGCUAUUAACAUAGCAGGGGAUAAGAAAAUCUUAAUUAAACAGAACUUGCAAUAAAGAAAGCCUAAAUAGGGCUCUCUUUACAGGAAGUGUUUAUGGAAGGCUGUGCAAGUCACAUGCAGGGAGGUGUGACUAGGGUUCAUAAACAAAGGGAUUUAACUCCUAAAUGGCAGAGGAUUGAGCAGUGAGGCUGCAGGGGCAUGUUCUAUACACCAAAACUGCUUCAUUAAGCUAAAGUUGUUCAGGUCCCUUUAAGAAGUAAGGGUAUGCAGACUUUUGAACAGGGAUCAUUUCAUUUUUUUCUUUGUUGCCAUGUUUUGUUUUAUGAUUGUGCCAUUCUAAAUAUAAAUCCCAUAAGAAAUAACUUAGAUGUGUUUAGCCUGCUCAGUCAUGUUUUCUUUAAAAUUGGUACAUGUAAUCUCAAUUCUCCAAAGGUAUGCAAACUUUGGAGCACAACUGUUCAUAAAUUUAUACAUAUGCAGCUGUCACAUAUAAAUAUAUGUUUUAGAAGUUUUUAGACCUGCAAUAUCCAUUUAAUACAUUCACUAUAGUUACUUUACCUGCCUUUUUUGGAAUUGGCAAGGAGGGGGCACCUUAGAAUUGUGUGCCUACAGGCACUUGACAUGUAAAUCUAGCCCUGUGUAUGUGCUAUACACUGAUCAGCCACAAUAUUAAAAUAUCAUGUAGGCCCACCUCAUGCUGCCAAAACAGCUCUAAAAUUUUGAGGCAUGAACUCCACAAGACCUCUGAAUAUGUCCUGUGGUGUCCGGAACCAAGAAUUAGCAGCAGAUCCUUGACGUCCUACAAGUUGUGAGGUAGGGUCACCAUGGUUCAGAGUUGUUUUAGCGCACCACACCGAUGAUCAAUAGAAUUUGUAAGCCAAGGCAACACCAAAAACUCUUUGUAAUGUUCCUCAAACUGCAGAUUUCAAUACAUAACAAGUAGAAAUAAACACAUACAUAAAUACAGAUGAAAAUGUACAAUAUGAAUACAUUUUUUUAUAUUAUAUUUAUGCCUGCAAUGUCCAAUUGAGAAAUUAAUUAAACUAAUGUUAUCUUCCUUUUUAGGGGGUGGGGGAGCAGAAGGCACCUUAAAAUUAUGUAUAAAAACAGAACAAAUAUAGAUAGCCAUGCCAAAAUAGAUACUAACCCUUCUGUGAAAUCACAUAGUAGGUACAUAUACAUACAUAUGUUGAUAGAAUUCACUGUUCGGAUUUACACAGUAAUUGAGUGUGACGAGACCAAUCUCACCACAUUGCAUUGGAGGAGCCUGGUUGCCCACCUGCUGCCUUUGGAUUAUGGACCGGCAGCUAAAGGGUUAAUUUUACUGUGCAGAAGGAUUUAUUUCUCCCUUUCUGCACAGCCGUUCGGUAGAUUCCAUCUACCGAACAAACAGUUUCUUUUCAGCCUCGCCAGAGCCAUGGGAAGCCGGCCGGCGCCGUUAAUUGGCCACCCAGAAGCUGGAGUGCGCCCUCCAUUUACCUCCCUGAAGCCGCAGUUAACCGCGGCUUAACGAGCGUGUGCCGGCAAUUGACCACCCAGUAGCUGCGGUUAACCGCAGCUUAAUUGAUUGUUACUGGGUGGUCGCGGUUACACGUGUUCUGGAGCUCCCCGGGCAGCCAGCGCUUUUCUGCCCGGCUUUCCUGCACCAAACCUGGACACUUUUACGUGCAGGCACCGCUGAACCUCCAACCCCUGGUUCUAAUUCGUACGGAUUUAACGAAUGCAUGUAAAUUCGGUAUUUUAUGUUGGAAGAAUGUUUUAACCCAGAUAACCAUGCCAUGGAGCCUGUUCGUGGAAUUAAAGACUUUGGCUCCAUGGCAAUUAAACUGUAUUCGUGUGGUCUGAGUGCCAUUCACCUAAUAAUGUGCCCUCAGACCUGAGCUAUCUGGGGAUAUGUUACAUGUAUAUAUUUACUGUACCAUUUUUCCCAUUAUGUAUUUUAAAGUGAUAGUCUGUCUUUGUGUCCCCACGUGUGUAAUGGAGUUUUGCCUUUGUCCUGGGAGAUAAUUGAAUUACUUCUCCAGGGCAGAGGGGAGGAAGCCAGGAUGCAUUGUGGGGAUGUUUUACUUCUGUAUGUCUGUAAUUGGUACAUGUCUGUCCCUUGUCACAGUCUUCCAUCUGGUCCCCUAGGGGAGUGUCCACCAGGUGGGAGACCUGCAUAAAUACUGGGAAGGUAGCCCUCAUUAAACAGACCACUGCUUGACCCUCAACUCGGAGCUCUGUCUCGUCUUUGGGGGGGAUUUACUGUAUGCUGAUAGAGACUGAUUGCCAGGAGUGUAAGCCGCUUGGGUGCUUUUCCUGUUCGUCUGCUAGCAGCUAUUCGUGAGGUUCCAGUUCGGGUGUUUGGAGCAUUCACUUAUUGGCGGUUCGUGUGUUUGGUGUUCUGCAGUAGCUGUGCCUGCAUCUCUGGAAAGGGGGCCGAACGCCUAAACGUUUUUUUCCCCUUUUGUGCAAAACGGUCCGUUACAUUGAGUAUCUCAAAGAAACAGAGAAACAAAAAAAUAAUAAUGCAAUAUGUCAAAUAACAGGAGAGUGAGAUGUAAUAUUAUGCCAAAAGCACACUCACACUUUCUAGAGUUUCAAAGAGCUCUGCUGUUUUAAACGUUGAUGGUACAAUCCCCAUCCCAGAAUAUAUUGGCAGCAAAAGUGGUGGUAAAUCUUUCCAAUAUGUUACAUGUAUAAAAAGACAAAUAGGAGAAAAUCCAAUGGUGCAGCCAGUAUGGUAAAGUGACUGUGCAAAAAAGGUAUAAAUAACCUACUCACAUGAGACAGAGCAUGGACCUGCCCUAGUGUUGUAAUGCCUUGGUGAUAUAAUCCCCACCUGGGAUAUAUAAAGAUAGGAAGCCAAGAAAAGAUGCAGGGUGUAAUCCCCCCAAAAAUCCAAAAUAAAUUAAAUUUAAAAGGAUUAACUUUAUUUAAUAUAAGCAAAUAAAUCAAUAAAAGUAUAUACUAUAAAACAAUCCACAUAGGUGCAAGAUCCACAUUUUACGUAUUUUACCUUGGGGUUUCAUCAGAAGUGUGGUUUCAAAGUGUUUGGUGUCUGUUUAUAUAGGUAUAAAAUUAACAUAAUCAUUUAAAACAGAUGUGUAUUGCAAGUAUGCAUUGGCUUCUAUCAUUACUCCAGUUUUUUUUUUAUGUUAACCCAGGCAGUGAUGUCAUCAGGGGUGUCUUAG